UAGCCUGUGACAUUUCUGCUCACAUCAGAUCUUCUCUCUCCCCCCAUUCGUCCUCUCAAUUCUCUCUCUCUCUCUCUCUCUCUCUCUCUCUCUCUUAGAGCAUCUGAUUCGUUUCAAUUCUCGUUAUAAACAGAACACCAGACAUUGUUUUCUCAUCGUGUUCAUCAAUUUCUACCAGUUACAUAAAUUCUCUGUGCGCCUACGAAUCCUCUUUCUGUAAAUCUCUCGCGCGUAUAUAGGAAUGGGGAGGAAGAAUAGAGGUAUGACGAAGGGGAGGGUGUCUAGAAUUGGAAGCUACGCGAUUGCUUCGUCAAUUGCCGACCCAACUUCAAUUUCCUGUACCACCUUCAACAUUCUCGCCCCGAUUUACAAGAGACUCAAUCAAGAGCAGGAUCAGAGUUGCCGCGAAAGCGAUAUCCGGUCGUAUUGGCUGAACAGGAACCACAGGAUAUUGGAUUGGUUGCUCUGUGAGAAAUCUUCCAUUAUUUGCCUUCAGGAGUUUUGGGUUGGAAAUGAAGAACUUGUCAACAUGUACGAAAGGAGACUUGGUGAUGCUGGCUAUAUCACUUUCAAGCUCGCCCGCACCAACAACCGGGGUGAUGGUCUGCUGACAGCCGUGCAUAAAGACUACUUUAGGGUUUUAGACCAUCGAGAGUUGCUGUUCAACGAUAUUGGAGACCGUGUUGCUCAGUUAUUACAUGUUGAAUUGCUUUCACCUGUUUCACAAUGUCGAAGCAACAAUGUUCGACAAGAAAUGCUUAUUGUGAACACCCACCUCUUAUUUCCCCACGAUUCCAGUUUGUGUUUGGUACGAUUGAAUCAGGUCUACAAAAUCUUGCAGCACGUGGAAUCUUAUCAGAAAGAAAACAAUCUUAAUCCGUUGCCCAUCAUUCUCUGCGGUGACUGGAAUGGAAGCAAGCGAGGGCAUGUUUACAAGUUCCUUAGAUCUCAAGGGUUUGUUUCAUCAUAUGAUACUGCUCAUCAGUACACUGAUGGAGAUGCACAGAAGUGGGUGAGCCACCGAAAUCAUCGGGGGAAUAUCUGUGGUGUUGAUUUUAUAUGGCUUCUUAAUCCGAAUAGUUACCGUAAAUUACUUAAAACAAGUUGGACCGAAGCAGUAUUUGGCACGUUCAAGUCUCUAUUACGGCGAGCCUCCCUGACAGAGCAUGAUGCAUUUGCCUUUCUGAAGGCAGAUAGCCAGGGUGAUUACAUUACUUACUCUGGUUUCUGUGAAGCUUUACGACAGCUUAGUUUACUUGGCCAUUGCCACGGACUAAGUAUUGAAGAGACAAAGGACUUGUGGGUGCAAGCAGACAUUGAUGGAAAUGGUGUUCUUGACUAUAAAGAAUUUCAGCAGCGAAUUUGGAAUCCUACUUGGUUGGAUCAAAGAAAUGAAAUAUGCAAUGAGGUCUGGGAACACGUAGAUGGUAUGGAGCAAACUAUUGGUUUCAGUGUGAAGAAUGCGGUUCUCUUCCCUACUGAAGUGGAGAAAGGAUUGUGGCCUGAAGACUAUUCUCUUUCAGAUCACGCCCGACUCACUGUGGUGUUCUCACCAGUGGGGAUGCCAUGUCCUUCUCUGGUAACUUGAUCAAUCUUGGGUGCCACUGACAUUUCAAGAAUAGAAUGGAACGACAAAUAAGAAGGGUUGAAGGCUUGCGGACAGCUUCGGGUGCUCAAAUGACCACUGGUAUUUCUCAAACAGAAGAUUGGAGGCUUGAUGCUAAAAAGCCAUGAUUAAUGACUCUUGUGCCGUGGUGGAGACCUCUUGGAAAUGCCACAUCUCAUGCUCUCUCUUUUGCGGCGUGAUAUCUUAUCCAGAUUUACUUGCUCGUGGGAGUGACAUGGGACGGCUAUCCUGUUUGACCAUCUUGUUUGAGCCUUCUCCUGUGCGAAGGACAGAGAGUAGAAGCAAUAGAUAACAGAAGAGAGAACUACCAUCUCACUUGGCCGAGUGGCAUCCUACUUAGCUGGUUUUUGCUACGAAGCUCUCCAGAAGAGAAGAAAAUAAAAGUAAAUUUUCUCAUUGUGGAAAUGUAAAUAUAGGUCGGUAGAUAUCAUCCUUGUGACUUGUGAGGAAGGUGAUCAUACUGUUCUAGGCUCUUGUAUUUCGACUGCUUCGAGGAGAAAUCCAGGAAGCGCGCAUUCUGUUUGAGUUCCUGAUUUUGCUCUGUAAGUUUAGCAGGAUUAUUGCAGGAAUAUGUGAUCCUUAUGAAAAUCACUCUCCAGUGAGUGUUCAUAUCUGCAAAUCCUUAAGGCCUUCUGGUUUACAUAGUUUUGUUGGAGUUAUUUACUAGCUGCCUGUAAAGUUGAAUGGGUGUGCUUUGAUGGUGAAAAGGGCCCAAAAAUACU
Rhododendron vialii is the source of this 2349-nucleotide messenger RNA. RefSeq lists its product as uncharacterized. The transcript has 10 exons. Lineage: Eukaryota; Viridiplantae; Streptophyta; Magnoliopsida; Ericales; Ericaceae. The record is from RefSeq and is a predicted model, not a curated record. Gene Ontology annotation, molecular function: calcium ion binding; 3'-5'-RNA exonuclease activity. The coding region runs from base 242 to 1588 and encodes 448 amino acids.